AUGCCGGAAUUGUCACCCAGCAACACCUCCAAACUCGAUAUAUCCAAAGAGUUGGGCCUCGGUGAAGUGGCGAAUCUAAUCAAACGCCUCCCUAACCGAAAGGCCCAUGGUCCCGACCAGGUCGGCAAUGAGGCGUUUAAACUAGCACUUCCAGUUAUCCUGCCGUACCUGUGUCACUUUCUCCAGGCUUGUCUCAACCUCGACUACCACCCCGUAGCCUUCCGCCACGCGCUUACUGUGGUGUUGCCCAAGCCCGGCAAGAAGUCUUACAACGCGGCGAAGAGUUGGCGUCCUGUGGCCCUCUUAUCGUGUGCUGGCAAGAUGCUGGAGAAGAUUGUCGCCAACCGAGUCAAGGAACUGCUCAUGAACAAUCCCGGCCUUUGCCCUGUGCUUCAAUUCGGGAGCCCGGGGAAGAGUACGACCCAUGCGUUGGAGUACAUCACCAACUGGGUGUAUCGAAGCUGGCAAAUGCCUGCUGGGGGAAACGCUGACCACACGAGUCUCUUGUCACUGGACAUAUCUGGGGCGUAUGACAAUGUGCGCCGAGAAGAGCUCCUGCAGCGCCUGGUGGACAAGGGCUUCCCCGACUGGAUAGUCAGGAUUGUCUGGUCUUUUCUCUCCGAACGAAGUACCGAGUUGCUCAUGCCGGGGCACCGUUCGCAGAAGUUUUGGGUCAACAUUGGCAUUCCCCAGGGGAGCCCCCUGUCCCCUAUCCUCUUCAUCCUGUUUGCAGCACCUAUUCUGGAAUCUUUUGACAACUAUGAGCUCAAGACCGGCAAGGGAAAGAAAGUGAAAAGGAAAAGGCGCAAAGAGGCGGCGAAGUGUGUCUUCUCCGUCAUGUCCUACGUCGACGAUACCAAUUUUCUAGAAGAAAUGAGGAUCCUUGGUGUUAUCUUUGACAGACACCUGAGGUGGGAUGCCCACAUCGAGAACCUGAGGCUGAAGGUAUCAAAGAUGUUGGGAUAUCACACCAGAAUCUCCGGCUCGACGUGGGGGCCCUCGCUGAUCAAGAUGCGGCGACUCUAUAUCUCCAAGAUGCGCUCCAUAAUUGCCUACGCUUCCCCGGCCUGGUUCAUUCCACAGCACAAUACCCACGAUCUCGGCCUGACCAAGGCGCGGUUAAAGAAGUUCGAGGCACUGCAGAAUCAGUGCCUCGUGAAGGUGGCAGGCGCGUACAGCAAGACAGAUCGCAUGGUCCUACGGAAAGAGCUUAAUAUCUCGAGCAUGGAGCACUAUAUUGGCCUAAUUGGCGCCACAUAUCGGAUGAAAAACAUCGGAUCAGCGUACAUGGACGCGCUGGAGAAGGCCCAACACGGGGAGAGAAAUCGCAAGUGGAAUUACCAAAAUCCAUAUAUAUUACUGUAUGGGGAAGCCAAGCGCGCGCUGCAGGCGGUCAAGGCACAGUACACCAAGAAAGGCGAACAUCAUGAGCGAAUCUGGGAGCAGAUGAAACAGCCGGGUAGCAUCCCGGAUGUCGCCAAGUUGAUCAAGGAGUACAACGCGGCGCAGUGCGCGACCAGGUGCGAACAGCAAUGGGACACCUACGUCAGGGAGAAUGUAAAUAACCGGACAUAUGGGGCCCUGGGUGCCUCCAGUACUACAGACAUCUCAGCCGAGCUGAGUCUAUAUUCGGGUUCGGAUCGCUGUCCGUGCAAAGAGGGCAGGCAUACAGUAGAGCAUCUAUUCAUGCAAUGCCCUCGACUGACCGAAAAGCGGCUAAAGCUGGCCGCCGAGGUCAAAGAGUUCAGGCUCAAUAAAUUGUUAACGUGCGAUGCCAAGGCGGCAUCGCGAUGGGCCAUCCUCAACUUCGGCCUGGAUCAGUUCUCCUGGCCGAGGGAGGAGUUGAUGGCCACCUAA
Clonostachys solani is the source of this 1857-nucleotide messenger RNA. Lineage: Eukaryota; Fungi; Ascomycota; Sordariomycetes; Hypocreales; Bionectriaceae. The record is from the annotation of a GenBank genome assembly.